Messenger RNA from Phaedon cochleariae (mustard beetle), 963 nucleotides. Lineage: Eukaryota; Metazoa; Arthropoda; Insecta; Coleoptera; Chrysomelidae. The record is from the annotation of a GenBank genome assembly.
AUGUCAAUGGGUGUUUUCAUGAAUUUUGACAAUGACAAUCAAAACAAAAAAAGGAACUGAAAACUAAACAAAAACAAGACAUUUUUAAUUGGAAUAAAGAUGUUGUCAAAUGAAUAUCAAGAGGUAACGCUUGGAGAAGUGAAUGAAGCCCUCAAAGAAAUAGAAAACAAGUAUUCCAAUGGUAUUCCAAAUAUAAAUAGUGACAGUGAUGGUUUUGAAGAAACUUUGGCUGUAUUGUCUAAGGAAUAUGACUCUGUUGGUCUACCAACUUUGGACCUAUCAGCUUCCAUUUGGAAAGUAUUUAAACAAGUUGUCAGUGGUGCUCGUUCUCUAAUACAAAUACAUAGAAGAACUAUAGCUAAAAUGAAGGAUGUGAACAUUGAUAAUAGAUGUAAAGAUACAAGAAGUGGGGAAUUAUAUAAAAUUAUUGAUGAUUGCAAAACUGACAUAGAUAAGGCUGAAGAGAAAAAUUCUGCACUGAAAAAUAAAAUGAAAGCACUUCUACAAGAAAUCUCCAACUUGAAAAAAUAUGAAAGAGUCUUGAGAACAGAGAUGGAACAAGUAAAGAGAAUCAAUACAGCCCAACAGAAUCAAUUGACUCUAGAAAUCAAGAAACUGACAAGAGAGAACCAAAGAUUAAAGGAGACUUUAGGAACAGACCUAAAUAUUUAUCAAUCCAAAGACCAAGUAGUCCUGAAGCUAUUGGGGAAAUAUAAGUCCAAUGAAGACAUUUUCAAGAGUACAAUUCAAAAAUUGCAAGGAAACAACAAAGAAUUACUACAUGAAGUAUUUAGUCUAAGAGAACAACUUAGCAAUGUUUCUAAGGAUUGUGACUCAGCUGACUGAUUUAUUCAAGAUUUAUAUUUUUUUGUCCCAUACUUUUUUGUAUCCAGCUGACUGACUUUUUAUACUGAUUUUAUACUGUUAAAUGUGACCAUGAAAGUAUAAUAUUUUCCUGAAUAA